Passer montanus (Eurasian tree sparrow) is the source of this 1838-nucleotide messenger RNA. It is a transcript of the gene FRZB, whose product is annotated as frizzled related protein. Gene Ontology annotation, cellular component: cytoplasm. Gene Ontology annotation, molecular function: Wnt-protein binding. The transcript is spliced from 6 exons. The record is from RefSeq and is a predicted model, not a curated record. Lineage: Eukaryota; Metazoa; Chordata; Aves; Passeriformes; Passeridae. Bases 8 to 949 code for a protein of 313 amino acids. Gene Ontology annotation, biological process: non-canonical Wnt signaling pathway; canonical Wnt signaling pathway.
GGGCGGCAUGUGGCGGGGGCUGCCGGUGCUGGCCCUGGCCGGGCUGCUGCUGCUGGGGCGGGCGCCGGCGGGCCGGGGGGCGGCCUGCGAGCCGGUGCGCAUCCCGCUCUGCAAGCCGCUGCCCUGGAACAUGACCAAGAUGCCGAACCACCUGCACCACAGCACGCAGGCCAACGCCGUGCUGGCCAUGGAGCAGUUCGAGGGGCUGCUGGGCACCAACUGCAGCCCCGACCUGCUGUUCUUCCUCUGCGCCAUGUACGCGCCCAUCUGCACCAUCGACUUCCAGCACGAGCCCAUCAAGCCCUGCAAGUCCGUGUGCGAGCGCGCCCGCGCCGGCUGCGAGCCCGUCCUGCUCCGCUACAGCCACGCCUGGCCCGACAGCCUGGCCUGCGACGAGCUGCCCGUCUACGACCGCGGCGUCUGCAUCUCCCCCGAGGCCAUCGUGACCGCCGAGGGCGCGGAUUUCCCUAUGGAUUCCAAUAACGGCAACUGUAGAGGUGCAGGCAUUGACCGCUGCAAGUGCAAGCCUGUGAAAGCCACGCAGAAGACCUACCUGCGCAACAACUACAACUACGUCAUUCGGGCUAAAGUGAAGGAGGUGAAGACCAAAUGCCACGAUGUCACUGCAGUGGUGGAAGUGAAGGAGAUCCUGAAGUCUUCCCUAGUGAACAUUCCAAAGGACACUGUAAACCUCCACACGAAUUCUGGCUGCCUGUGUCCCCCCCUCAGUGCCAAUGAGGAGUACAUCAUUAUGGGCUACGAGGACGAGGAGCGCUCCAGGUUACUCUUGGUGGAAGGCUCCAUAGCUGAGAAGUGGAAGGAACGUCUUGGUAAAAAGAUAAAGCGCUGGGAUCAGAAGCUGCGGCUGCCCGGGAAGGGCCGGGCAGAGCCGGGCCCCAGCGCGGCCCCAAGGGCGGGCAGUGCCCGCUCGGCCCCGGCCCGCAGCUAGGAGCACCAAGGAUGCGUGGAUGGAUGCAUGGAUGGAUGCAGGGAUGCUGCCGUGCCGCCGGGACACGCAGGGGACUGUCUACCAAGACUUCGUUGUCGGAGCAGCAAAGGAGAAAUUGCACUAUUGCACGUUAUAUUCUAUUGUUUACUACAAAGUAUUGGGUUAGCUUUUAUUAGGUUUUGUUCUCCCUCUUUGUUUGCCACCUGUUUCUUUUCGGAUAUGUGCAAGUUCUGGAAAUGUAUAUUUUUUUUUUUUCUGUUGCUAAGAACUGUAGAAAACUGCCCUUAUGAGAUGAAGAUAUAUUCAAUUUACCUUUUUAUCUCCUGAAUCUUCUUCGGGAGAAAAUUCUGAUGCGAGCAGGAAUGAAAUCUGGCCAACAUCAUUGGCUUUCCCUGUUCACUCUUUCUUGGUCACUGUUUGCUGAAACUUGCUCUCUGUUGGGUAAGUUGUUAUCUGGGUUUAAGUGUAUCAUUUUUAUUCUGAAAUACAUUUUUAAGAGAACUGUUUGAAUCAGUACAGCUUUAUUAAGUUGUCUUACAGAUAAACCACUUGCAUGAGGCAGAGUCUGACUUUAAAUAUUUCCUGCAACAAGCACAAUGUGCACGUAUAGAGGGAACCUGGGUUUUCCAGUGCUUUGGGCCUUAAAGGAAAUAUUAUCUAGUUCUGUAACUUAUAACUAAAUUUAUGCUUCUUCUCUUAUAAUGGCAGUUUUUUCCCCUUUUCUCAGCUGAGUUAUAGGAGUAGACGACUCACCAGGCCUGCUUCUCAGCACAGGUCUGCAGUUUAGCCUUUUGAUUUUGUGGUGUUAUUCUUAAAUCCAUGCCUACAUAAACAUGUGUUCAAUGCUCAGUAACAUAUGUCCAAUAAAAGAAUUGUAGUUGCCAACACA